AUGGAUGGUCGAUUCCCGAAACUUCGGAAGAAUGCCGAGGCAGCAGCGUGCUGCCUCUCACGUUACUCCUUCUUGUUCGUCAUGCCGACACUAGUGCGAGGUUAUCAGAGGCAGCUGGAAGAGAAUGAUAUGUAUGAGCCACUGCCGGAGCAGGAUUCUGAAACAGCAACUCGGCGCAUGACUGAGGUGAUGAGGUGUGAGAGCGGAGUGAAGAUAAUUUAUCCUGAAACAAUGACUGUUGAGGGUUAUGAGAAAUACGAAGAGUGUAAAGUGUCGGGAGCACGAAGAUUAACGCAAAAGCAAUCGAACAUUCCUAAACUUGCGAGAAAUUACAAUAUAUUUCAUUUGUUGCAACCUGUUGCGUUGGGACUCUUGAUUCGAUAUUUCCGUUAUGAUUCGCCGCUUUCGAAGAGGGAUGCUUAUUUGGCAGCUCUGGGUGUGGGUAUGACUAGCAUCAUGAUACCGAUCAUUCAUCAUCCGUAUUUUCACUUUUUGUUAAAAUUUGGUUUGGAACUGAAAACCGCAUGUUCCGGAAUGAUCAUGCAAAAGGUUUCGAUUUUUUUUUCAAAAAUCUACUUCCUUUCAUGCCGUGAACGGAGCCGUUUCUCGAAAAUUGCGCUGCACCCGGAGGGAAUCGAACCACUGCUCUUUGCAUCCGGGCAAAUGUGUUACUACUACACCACCGAUCCUUUGCUUUAG
Gongylonema pulchrum is the source of this 699-nucleotide messenger RNA. Lineage: Eukaryota; Metazoa; Nematoda; Chromadorea; Rhabditida; Gongylonematidae. The record is from the annotation of a GenBank genome assembly.